Messenger RNA from Penaeus vannamei (Pacific white shrimp), 4403 nucleotides. RefSeq names its product testis-expressed protein 2. Gene Ontology annotation, cellular component: endoplasmic reticulum. The record is from RefSeq and is a predicted model, not a curated record. Lineage: Eukaryota; Metazoa; Arthropoda; Malacostraca; Decapoda; Penaeidae. Gene Ontology annotation, molecular function: lipid binding.
AGGAGUAUUCACAAGCAAUGCAGCAGUAAAGGGAAUCAGGCUAGGCAUAAUGAGGGUGCAUUGUAGCUUUUUUUCUUUCUUUCUUUCUCUUGCCGUCAAAGCGAAAUAAAGUGUAGAACAAGAGCAGCGUUCGUGAUCAGCUGGUGAUGCACAUAAGCUAAGUGUCUUUGCCACAAUGGGGAGUACUUUCUGGAAUGAGCUUAAGGCUGCAAAGAUGAGUGGACGGGAUGGAAGCCCCAAGAUAUCUCUGGCUCUGCUGAAGGGCCGCUCAGCAGCUAAGAGUGUACCAAGCAUCACUUUCAGGUUCAAUCCCUCAGGGGAUAAUAUCACUCAAGUCUCAGAUGCAGAGGAAGAGGAAGAUGAAGUGUCAAGUGAGGUGUCGUCAGCACCUUCUUUAGAUACCAGCUCAGUUGGUAGUGUGACGCGAGCAGAAUCCCUACGUGACGCCUCCCCAGUGAAGGAGCCAUUGGGAAGUUCCCUAGGAAAGCGUUCUUCUAGUUUAGACAGUAACAGCGGACCAUUAGUAGAACCAUCAACUUCAACUGCAAAACCUGUGGAGUCUGGUGGGCUUCUCUCAAGGCUAACAAAGACUUUUGAAGAUAAGAUCAAUGAGAUCCGUAGUGAGAAGAAAGAAAAAGAGAGCAAGGGGGAGAGAGACAAGGAUAAAGAAAAAUUAUCCAUUGGAGGGGAUGGUUCUACAGAGAGUGAAGGUGGCUCUGUCUCAGGUGACAGAUCCCCUACAUCCAAGGAAAGAAAACCCAUUGACAUAGUGCAGAAAACAGUUGAAGAAGAUAAAGCAUCUAAAACAGACUUCUCAGGAUCUCCUCCAAAGACUAAAACAAGUAUUGUGCAAGAUAUAACAGAGCAUACUAGUAAAAUUAAGUCAGAGCUAGGUAAUAUACGACCAAAGUUGUCAGAGUUACGACAGAGAAGGAGUUCCAAAGAAAGUGGUAAGAACAGCAAAGAGAACAGUAAAGGCAGACCUUUUGUAUUUACCUCACUUCUAGGGAGAGAUGAAGGUCUUGGUGAAGAGAUGCUGCUGGAGUGCGAUGAGGCAGAGGUCGAUAGAGCUGUGGAAGCUCAUGAAGACCCCUGUGUCUUUGAUGAGGAUCUGGCUGGAAUGGAUGGUGAGGAUGUAUCUUCAGAAAAAGACAUUGUAGAUUCCAGUAAAAGCAAGACCACCACACCACAAUCAUCUCCCAAAAAGAGAAAAAGUCCCCCUUCUCCAAAGAAAGCAACAGAGCUACCGCUGAAGGAGCAGUGUCUGCAAAUUGUGAAUUCUUUCCCCGUAUCAGUCUCUGUGUUAUCAAAAAUAGCUCUCGGACUCUUUAUAGUGUGCUUUGUGUUACCUCUACCGAGAUUCUUGGCAGGCCUGGUGUUGGGUGUUGUAUUGGCGGGAGUAGCUUUUUACUGCCUCCUGCGUCUGGUGUUACCUGUCACUCCUGAGCCGCCUCUUGUUGACGAUGGACCAGUAUUGUUGACACUACCAACUUAUGAAGACAAGCAACUGUAUAAGGGUUGGAUGAAUGAAUUGGAAGGGGAGUACAGCCCGGAUAGCUACCAUGUGUCCCUCACCCACUCUGUGUUUGUGCGUCUACAGGGAUCCAAGCUCCAGAUAGAUCAUCCUAGAGGUAAGGUGCCCAAGCAUGCUCGGCAGAAGGAGGAGAUUCGUAACACAGUAUUUACACACCACAGAGAGUAUGACAUUGCUGGGUGUGAAGUUUUUCUUUCACCAAGGAACUUACCUCGAAGAUGGUUGUGGAGUCGAAAAUACCCUAUAUGCAUUCGCCUUCAUGGGGGAUCAAAAGGCAGCACACCUUCCCCAGUUUCUAUUACCUCAACACCAACAGGGUCGGCCCAUGGAAGUCCAAUACGCUUCUCCAGUGCCAUUUUAGGACGCCAAGGCAGUUCCGAAAGUGGUGAAGGCAACUGGAGUCUUGAUAAUAACAAGUCAUCAGGGGAAGAUGACCUGAUGACCUCCUCACUGGACAUGGCAUCAUUUGAGGAAGUGACCCAGGACAUGUGUCAGGAAAAGUCGCUCUACCUCUUUGCCCGCUGUGAUCGGGAAAAGGAUGACUGGUUCCGUCGCCUUGUAGCUGCCUCUGAACUGUACGUGAAGGCCCAGUCAUCUCCAAGUCAUAAACCUCCUCCUCAGGAUAUUGGGGAUACUAUAUCACUUGAAGGAAUUCCAGAAUCUCCUUUUGAGCCUGCCAAAGAUCAGUUGCAGAUGGAUUCUGCUGCCUCAACCCCGCCUGACCUGAGCUUUGAACGUUACAUGGCGCGCCUUUUGUACCAGCCUGGGGGUAUGACAUCUGAUGGAACUCCAGGCCCUGCGAAUGUGGCAUGGAUUAAUGCUUUGGUCGGGCGACUGCUCUAUGACUUUUUGCGAAAUCCAUACUGGGCCAAUAAGGUACAAGAACGUGUGCAGCGUAAACUGAGCAAGCUCCACAUUCCAUAUUUUGUGGGGGAGAUUGUAGUUUGUGGAGUAAACAUGGGAUCAGCCACGCCUCAACUGAAUGCUGUUGGAAGUCCCCAAGUGGAUGCAAGAGGACUCUGGGUUGACCUGAAUGUUGAAUAUUCUGGGAAUUUUACCAUGAGCUUAGAGACCAAACUGGACCUUAUGAAACUUAAACGUAGUACUGGAAUAGGAACCAACAUGCCAAACACCUCAUCUCCUCCGAGCCCAGCAGAGCCAGUGCCUCAUGCAGGUCCAAGGGUGUACACACGUUCACAGUCUUCCGAACGCCUUCUUCGCAAUGUCCACUUUGACACUGACACAGAUGAUAGUGUAGAAUCUUCAAGUGAAGAAGAGUAUGAGGAGGAAGGUUUAGCAGCUGAAGCAGGACUACCUGUAGGGGGUAGUGGGCCAACCUCUAGACGACUGUUAAAACUAGUCGACUCUGUAGCUGGCUCAAGAUACUUCCAGCAGGCAGCAGAAUGGCGAUUGUUGCAAAGGGCUUUGCAAGGUGUAAGCAACACAAGAAUAGAGUUGAGUGUUGAGGUUCGCCGUUUAGCUGGCACUCUGGCAUUGAAUAUACCCCCUCCCCCAGCAGACCGGCUUUGGUAUGGAUUUCGGGGAGUUCCAGAGCUUGUGAUGGUUGCUCGACCAAGACUAGGGGACAGAAUGCUCAAUCUACCAUUCCUUGUAGAAUUCAUUCAAAAGCAACUGAGGAUUGUGUUUGAAAAAGUGUUUGUACUUCCAAACAUGGAUGAUUUAGUUAUUCCAAUCAUGUCACCUCUACUACCUGGUCAACAUCAACAACCCAGACCACCUUGGGAGUCAUCUCACAUACUUCUAAAUACUACAGAAAUCUCUGCACCGUCAAUUCCCACCUCAUCAGUUUCUACUUCAGGAAUAGUCACACCCACAGUCAAGUUUACUCCGUCUCCACACUAAGAAUUCAUCGUAGUUGGUCAAAUGUGAGCAACUUUGACAGCAUGGAUUCAAUUCUGGUGUUAUUACUAGGUAUGGCAUGUAUUCCCAGGUACAGUAUGCCCAUAGAAAAAUGAAUCUUUUUGUACAUGCUGUUUAUGAUCAUGCAAGACCAUUAUAGUAGAAUAGUCAUCCAGUUCCAAUAUUCUGCAUUUUUUAAGCACAAACUGGAAUAAGAACAUUUGCGGUGAUAUGAAUGUAUGUUUUCAGGACUAUUCACCUCUGAAAAGGUUUGAUUAAUUUAGUUCAUGAACUGAUAGAAUUAAUCUACCAGCAUAGACUGAUAUUAAUGUGAAUAGGGUUUUAGUAUCAGUUAUGUGUUAUAUAUAUUUUACCAAAGAACACAGUAGUCAUAUAAAAGGGUUAGGAAGGUAAUGGCAAUCUGUAUAAUUGAUGCUUCUGAAAAGAACCGUUCACUGAAAGUCAACUUUAGAGAAUGGGAGAAUAAUUUCUUGCUGUUUUACUUGCAAUAGGUUAUUUUUUCACAGGGUGCUGUGGCUUAGAGCAGGUCGUACACAUUUGAAAUAGAGAAUGUUUCAUUUUUAGCCCCCCACCCCAAGUUGUGAGAGUAAAUAGCACAUUUAAAUGUAGCAAGAAAAUUAGAUUUGUUUUUUCAGCAACCAUAGACUUUCAUCCAAGUUCAGAAGGAGUUAGUCAUCUAAGCUUCGUAACUUUGAGGUCUGUUGCUGUUGGAACCCAAAAUAUUACGGUGCAAAGCCCGAGGUUUUAGGGUAAACUUUCGUAGGUGGAUCACAAAGGCAGAGAAAUGUCCCCUGAUAUAUUUUAAAGAGAGGGUAAGAAAUUCCUGGUAUGUGCUCACACAGGACUCUCUUUACUCAGUAGUUGCCAUUGUCUGGAAUACAAAAAAAAAAAAAAAUGCUGAUGUUAAAUAUAAUAUAUAUAUCUGUGUGCUGUGUAACCCUUCAGGUUGAGUCAUAUUGCAUUAUAAUCUGCUUUUGGUGUUGUGAAA